CCCUCCUCCCCUCUCCCCCGCCUCCACCCUCCCGCCGCUACCCAUCGGCUUCCCGCACCACACCUGCUCUGGACCUCCUCCUCUCGAUUUCGGCGCUCCACAUCGUCUCCUUCCACCUCCCUCUACAUCGCGUCCCAUCUCAACGUCGGUGACUGCAGGUGACAUCGACCUCGACCUCGACUACUUCAUCUACGGUGUAGCUUGUACCUCUCAGAGGCGUGUCGAAGAGCUAUACCCUCCGCCUAAAGUGAAGGCAAACCCCCCGAAGAAAACCGUUGCACGUAAAUCAAAGGGCAAAGCCAGGAGGGAGCCCUCUCCCUUGCCGCCGCCACUCGAUCCACUGUAUGAUCCUGAGGAUGACAGGGAGGAGGAGAUUCAGGAGGAGGUGAGGGAGAUGGAGAUGGAGAUGGAGGCGGGGGACUUUGGUGAGCACGAGUUGCAGGAUCACUCUGUUGGUACCUCCGCGGGAGCCUCAGCGGGGGCUGCCUCCAGCUCUGGUACAGACAAAGUGUACCAGCGUGGUCCUACUCGUCUCCCCACCAAGCAGCCCUCUUGUGAAGCUGAGAAGCCGGUCAUUCGUCCAACAGCCAAGAUGGGAUGGGUGGUUGUUGCACCCGGGUGUUUUACGAUGCAACCCAAGCCUGUGCUUGGGGUCCUCCUCAAGGAGCACUUCCCUGGCAUGGUUCUUCUUGAAGGAAAGGAGGAGCCAGAGGUAGCCCGGACAUGGGCAAACCACGUGGCCCAACCGGACUUUCAAGAUAGAGAGAAUCUGGUGUAUGCGAACAAAGCCGAGCGGGUGAAGGGUGAAUUUUGGCGGUUCUUCAAGCUGGCGGAAGGCAUUUAUGAUGCAACAAUUGCACGGCACUUCAAGGCAAGUGUGAAGAAGGCAUUGUCCGAGAUGUUCUAUCACACACGUGCCUACUCCGUGAGGAAGUACUAUGCCGAAGUGAAGAAACAGAAAUUGGACAAGGCACAAUGUAUCGUGACGCAUCUUAAGCACGAACAGUACAUGCAGGUUCCUCCGCACUGGUGCGUCUCGCACUUAAAUGCCUGAAAGGCGCUGGUGGACUCUUGGUGCAGCCCGGAGUACGUGGAGACUUACGGGCUCCUUAGGGAGAGGAGGUUGGCGAACCCAAGCGGAAUGCACCAUCAAGCGAGCGUGAACCUGCACGGCUACAUCAACA
Brachypodium distachyon (stiff brome) is the source of this 1184-nucleotide messenger RNA. RefSeq lists its product as uncharacterized. Gene Ontology annotation, biological process: transposition. The record is from RefSeq and is a predicted model, not a curated record. The transcript has 6 exons. Bases 395 to 1054 code for a protein of 219 amino acids. NCBI's taxonomy places the organism in Eukaryota, Viridiplantae, Streptophyta, Magnoliopsida, Poales, Poaceae.